AUGUCGGCCGAGGAAUACGAGCUUCUCAAGGCCGAGGUGGCCACGCUCCACGAGACGCUCGAGGGCAAGGGCAUGAACUCGAAGGGGACGAAAGACGUCUUUGGCCGCCUCUUUCCCGUACCGGUCGACGAGGAGCACAAGUCGACCGUGCUCUUCUCCGUCAUGUUUAAUGGCAUCGUCCCGAACUUUCCGCAGCCGCACAUGCACGCCUUCUGGGCCGCCACGUUCGGCUUCUUCUCCACCUUCUUCUCCGUAUUCGCGCCGGCGGCCCUCAUGCCAUAUCUCAAGAAGAGCAAGGAGGACGGGGGGCUCGACCUCACGCCGGACGACAUCGCCACCUCGGGCUCGUUCGCCGUCGCCUUCACCAUCGUCAUGCGCGUCCUCGCAGGCCCGCUCUGCGAUGUGUUUGGUGCUCGCUGGACCUUUUUCGGCCUCCUCUGGCUCGGAAUCCCGGGCAUCAUCGUCCUCGCUUUCGCGGAGUCCGCCCAAGCCCUUUGGGCGGCCCGCUCGAUGAUCGGACUCUCCUUGGCCUCCUUCGUCACCUGCCAGGUCUGGUGCUCCCAGAUGUUCACCAAGAAGAUUGUCGGCACGGCCAACGCCACCGCUGGCGGCUGGGGCAACCUGGGGGGCGGCGUGACGCAGCUGGUGAUGCCCCAGAUCAUGCUCGGCUUCCUCUCGGCGACGGACAAUGACAUCGACCGCUCGUGGCGCCUCUGCAUGAUCGUGCCGGCGGCCCUCCACGUCAUCUCCUCCAUCGCCGUCAUCACCGGCCGGGACCUGCCCGACGGCAACUACCGCGAGCUCGAAAAGUCGGGCGUCAAGGAGAAGAAGAACGGCUUCAAGACUUUCGCGAUCGGCGUGUCCAACGUCAACACCUGGAUCCUCACGAUCGGCUACGCCUUCUGCUUCGGCGUCGAGCUCACGAUGAACAACAAGGCGGUGAACUACUUCUACACGUACUACGCGGUCACGCCGCAGAUCGCCGGCAUCCUGGGCUCGUGCUUCGGGCUGAUGAACUUGUUCGCGCGCUCGUGGGGAGGCAUCCUCUCUGACGCCAUGAACGUCCGGUACGGCAUGCGCGGCCGCUUGUGGUCCAUGUGGGUCGUCCAGGCCCUCGAGGGGAUGAUGUGCAUCAUCAUGGGCCAGGAGUGUGUCCGCAACCAGGGCACGCUCGGCGUCACGAUGGUGGUGAUGGUCCUCUUCUCCAUCUUCAUGGCGGAAGGCCUCCACUUUGGCGUCGUCCCUUACGUGUCGGCGCCAGCCCUGGGCGUCGUCUCGGGCAUGGUCGGCGCGGGCGGCAACUUUGGCGCUGUGAUGGGCUCCAAGUUCAUCGUGGGACCUCCCAGCGUCGGCCCCCCCUCGGUCGACAAGGGCUUCAUCAACCUCGGUCCGCGUCGUGCCAGCCAGCGGAGUGUAGGUUCGCCGCCACGAGAGGCUCGCCUGAUCUGCCCCGGCCCGUCCUCCCCGUCUCACAGGCGCCAUCAUCAUGGGCACCUCGCUCCUCUUCUUUGGGAUGUACUUCCCGGAGCACGGGGGCAUGCUCUUCAAGAAGGGCGCCCUCGGCAACUACGACCCGCAGCUCUACAAGCCCGUCGACGGAGAACGCGGCGCUGA
This is a messenger RNA of Emiliania huxleyi CCMP1516, 1614 nucleotides long. RefSeq lists its product as hypothetical. Gene Ontology annotation, molecular function: nitrate transmembrane transporter activity. Lineage: Eukaryota; Haptophyta; Isochrysidales; Noelaerhabdaceae. The transcript is spliced from 6 exons. The coding region runs from base 1 to 1614 and encodes 537 amino acids. The record is from RefSeq and is a predicted model, not a curated record. Gene Ontology annotation, biological process: transmembrane transport.